Entamoeba invadens IP1 is the source of this 3123-nucleotide messenger RNA. RefSeq lists its product as hypothetical. Gene Ontology annotation, cellular component: membrane; cytoplasm; microtubule. Lineage: Eukaryota; Evosea; Mastigamoebida; Endamoebidae. The coding region runs from base 1 to 3123 and encodes 1040 amino acids. The transcript has a single exon. The record is from RefSeq and is a predicted model, not a curated record. Gene Ontology annotation, molecular function: microtubule binding; GTP binding; GTPase activity.
AUGUCUAUCUUGAAUGAACCAGAAAGGAUAAUCACCAAAGAGCAGCUCGAUGCCAUCUCGGCAAACGUCCAAAACUCUUUGCAACAACAAGCCGCAGAAAAAGCGAGAAUGAUUCAAAAUGACAGCCAAACAGAGGAAGAUAGAGAUACUAUACAGCAAGUCGAAACAAACCAAAGAGAGUCAGAGGCGCAAUAUGCACAACAAAUGGAAAUCGAACGUCCCCAACAAGAAGAAAACCAACAAAUAUUCCCAAAUCCUCCAUCCCAACAAUACGAAUUUUCGAGUCAAAACGUCAUUCCAAUGGAAGAAUUAACAACACAACAAAGUGAACACAUAUUUACGCAAAAUACCUUAGAGCCCGAAAGGAAUUUCGCAUCACAAGCCACAUUGCCAGAAAUAACGGCAUCACAAAAAGAAGCUCCACAACAAAAGUUCAUGCCGCCUGUUGGCAGCAGCCAGAUCGAAACAUUUGUAGUUGCCCCUCCUGAAAACAUGCCAAGCUCACAACAACCACCUAAAGUUCCUGAAACAAUUAAAGCUGCACCAAGGAUCGAAGUUGCUCAACCCACGUAUUUGGAACCAGUGAAUAACACCCCGAUGCAAGUUGAACCACCUCAAAUUCGGGAAACGACGACCCCAAUCAAUACGAUUCCAAAGCAACCCGUUCAACCAGUUGUACACCACGAGAAUAAUACAACACGAGAAACAACUUCUAAAAUAUAUCCACCAAAGGUUGUCCAAAAACAAGCUGUAAUUCAACACCCCAAACCAAUUCAGGUUGGUCCUCAACAACAAAAAAUGCGACCAGCACAGCCUCUCCCAUCGUCUCGCCAAAGCGUCCAACAAAACCAGCCUCCAAAAUCAUUGCCAACAAAAGCCCAGGUUGUGGCAACACCAACUCAACCCCAACAACAAAGCGCUGAACAGUUUUCUGGAUUUCAGAUUCCACCAAACUUUGCCCAGUUGUCGCCAGAGAUGCAACAACAGUUCAUGGCCAUGCUGAUGCCACAAAUUGCAGCGUCAAAACAAACUGCAGAAACGUCAACUGCAAAGAAGGGAGUAAAGAGAAGAAGACAAAUCGACGACGAGUUGUACAGAGAAAUUAGACAGAAGACUGACGCUGAGAGGACCCGUGUCGAGAAACAAGGAGGAACAAACAGGUCGACCCAGAAACUGCACAAACUAUUUAAUGACUUGCAGAGCCUUUCGACCAGUCUUGGAAUACCAAUCGAAACACCAGAAAUUGUGGUUGUUGGCAUGCAGAGCGACGGCAAAAGUUCGUUCAUUGAGGCGCUUGUCGGCUUCCAGUUCAACGUUGUUGAGUCGACAAUAGGGACACGUCGUCCGUUGAUUCUGCAGAUGUUCAACAACCCAGACAAAAGAACACCACGGUGCUGUUUUGCAGACGAAAACGGCGUCUUUGAGGAACGAGAAAUACCAGUUGAGUACCUGAGCCGCGAAAUAGCAAACAGAACAUGUGACGUCGCUGGAAGAAACAACGUCAGCAACAAACCGCUUAUCCUCAGAGUCGAGUUUGCUGGGUGCAGCAACUUGAACAUUAUCGAUACACCAGGGUUCAGAAUCGGCGGCGAGGAAGGUCUGAGAGACGACAUUUCGAAAAUGGUGAAGGAACUGAUCACACCACCAAACAGAAUCAUUGUCUGUCUAGAACAGUCAACAACUGAGUGGGCAAACUCCGUCUCGCGCCCAAUUGUCAGAGAGGUCGACCCAGAGUUCAAAAGAACUGUUUUGAUUAACACCAAGUUCGACAACCGCGUAAAAGAGCUCACCGACAAAAACUCUGUCGAUGUCUAUUUGAGCGGAGACAAAUUGAUCAUCGGUGAUAAAAAGCCGUUUUUCAUUUCUCUGCCAUGCAAAAGAAACAUCUCCAUGGAACAGUAUCCCGACUACAUCACAGACAGUUACAUCAGCGACUACAGACAACUUCUGGAAAUUGGAUUUGAAGAGCAAAAGUUUGUCGAACAGAUUGGCUUUCCACGCGCAAAGAUGUUUCUGGAGAACCUCCUACAGAACAAAUACAAGGAGUCUCUUGCGCCAACAGCAGUCAAACUGGCGAGUCUUGUCGAGAAGUCAAAACGCGAGAUUAUGUUGAUGGAAAAAGAGAUGACGCAUAUUGAACCAGCCCUGCUCAGACAGAGGUCUGUGCGGUUCAUACAACUUUUUUCUAAAAAUGUGACCGAGUUGCUCGAAGGUCGUGCUGGUGUUGACCCCAACAUUUAUGGACAGACUGUUUCAGAUGAAGGUCUUGACAACCCAAAUAACGACGUCACAAAACUCUUUGGAGGUGCACAGAUUCAGAGAACACUCCAACUGUAUGAAAACAAAUUAAAAUCGCUCGACUUUAUCUCUCCAACAAAGGAUGAAGUGAUGGGAGCAUUUGGAAUGGGAAGAAAUGAUGAAAAGGCAGCAAGAAUCGUUGUUGCCAACGUUGCCGUGAUGGGGAUAAAACCACUGAUGGAACAAGCAAUUGAAAAAGUCUGCUGUAACUUGGUGAGGCUCUUCGACAUCACGACUGCAAUUGUCAAAGACACACCAAACGGAAGAGCGAUUCCAGAACAAAAACAAGAGGACGUGUUCAAAUUUGAAGUCCCAGAAAACAAAGUCGAAGUUGGUGUUACUGGUCUUGUCAGGUUCGAGGGGUUUGUGACUGUUUUGAAACAAGGUUUCAUGACGUUCAUCGACAAACUGAAAAUAGAGUGCACAAACAAAUUGGUCGACGACUUUUGGGCAACCGUGAGAUCCGCCGAAAGUGCAACAGGAAACGUUGGUGAACGCGGAGACAAAGUUGCUGCAAUGGCAGAACAACUGUUCCAAGUUAUCAAAGAAAGAAUGACAUCGCUGGUGAUUGGGAAGAUAAAGACGUUCGUCGUUUUCCCAGUCAGAGACAACCUUCUCUCCUGGCUACUCGAUGGAUUUCUUGGCCUGGCUCCAGACAAGUACGAGCAGCUAUUUAACUUCAGUGAAGAGGCGCUCAGAAAGCAGGUUGCUGAAUUGCAUCAACAACACACUGUCUGCGAGCAGAACUACAUGAAGUUUACUGGCAUGAUAAAGGAACUUGACAACUCUCAACCCGAAACACAAACCAAAGAGCGAGAAAUGUAG